This is a messenger RNA of Labeo rohita (rohu), 6814 nucleotides long. RefSeq names its product transient receptor potential cation channel, subfamily M, member 1a (gene trpm1a). Gene Ontology annotation, molecular function: calcium channel activity. The record is from RefSeq and is a predicted model, not a curated record. The coding region runs from base 150 to 5078 and encodes 1642 amino acids. Gene Ontology annotation, biological process: protein tetramerization; calcium ion transport into cytosol. Gene Ontology annotation, cellular component: membrane. The transcript has 27 exons. NCBI's taxonomy places the organism in Eukaryota, Metazoa, Chordata, Actinopteri, Cypriniformes, Cyprinidae.
AUUUCCAUCUUCCUGUGUCUGUGUUAACCAGUCUGGCUGUGGAAUGCAGGAGCUGGACAUCACUCUUUUCAGUUGUUGGUUAUUUUGUCUGCUGGUCACUGAGACUGUAAUGUUGAAUGGUGAUGGCUGGACUUUAGGAGCUCAUAAAGAUGGACAACAGGGGAUUUGGACAGAAAAAGGGCAAAGAGGGGUCUUUUAAGCGUGCAUCUAUUAAACGCACAUCUUCUGGCUCACAAAAGGCUCAGAGGGCAUGGAUUGAAAGGACAUUUCUAAAAAGGGAGUGCAUUCACAUAUUCCCCAGCAAAGAGCCCAACAAGUGUUGUUGCGGCCAGCUGGUAAACCAACAUGUGGCUAUUCUUCCUGGUUCCACCAUUAAGGGUGCAGAGGAAGGCCAGGGGGUGCAGACCGAGCCUCCACAAGAGAAAUGGUCGGUUGCUAAGCACACACAAGCCACGCCCACUGACGCAUACGGCAUCAUUGAAUUCCAGGGAGGAGGUCAUGUCAACAAGGCCAUGUAUAUCCGUGUGUCCUAUGAUACUAAGCCUGAUAACCUUCUGCAUCUGAUGGUGAAAGACUGGCAGCUGGAGCUGCCCACCCUGCUGAUCUCUGUGCAUGGAGGCCUGCAGAACUUCGACUUGCAGCCCAAACUCAAGCAAGUGUUUGGAAAGGGCUUGAUAAAAGCAGCAGUUACCACUGGAGCCUGGAUCUUCACUGGAGGAGUUAGUACAGGAGUGAUUCGGCAUGUAGGAGAUGCGCUGAAAGACCACUCCUCCAAGUCCCGUGGGAAAGUGUGCGCCAUCGGAAUUGCACCAUGGGGUAUUGUGGAAAAUAAAGAGGAUCUGAUCGGACGAGACGUGACUCGACCCUACCAAACCAUGUCUAACCCUCUCAGCAAACUUUCUGUGCUUAACAACAGCCAUUCCCACUUCAUUCUGGCUGACAACGGCACUCAUGGAAAAUAUGGCGCGGAGGUCCGUCUGCGCAGGCAGCUAGAGAAACACAUCUCUCUGCAGAAGAUCAACACACGUCUGGGUCAGGGGGUCCCUUUGGUGUGUCUGAUCCUUGAAGGAGGGCCGAAUGUAAUCUCCAUAGUGUUGGAGAGUCUGCGUGAGGACCCUCCUGUACCUGUGGUUGUGUGCGACGGCAGCGGCCGAGCUUCAGAUAUCAUUUCAUUUGCUCACAAGUACUCAGAGGAGGAUGGGUUGGUUAAUGACAGUGUUAGAGACCAGCUUCUAGUAACCAUACAGAAGACAUUCAACUACAACCGGAAUCAGGCACAGCAGAUUUAUCUCAUGGUGAUGGAGUGCAUGAAGAAAAGAGAGCUGAUCACAGUUUUCCGCACGGCCUCAGAAGGUCAGCAGGAUAUUGAGAUGGCCAUCUUGACUGCUCUGCUGAAAGGCACAAAUGCCUCAGCUCCGGACCAGCUGAGUUUAGCUUUGGCCUGGAACCGUGUGGAUAUUGCUCGCAGCCAAAUCUUCGUCCAUGGACAACACUGGCCUCCUGCUGGGUCCCUUCCCACCUCAUCCACGAGCCAGCAAGAUAAACCAAAGAGCCCCAUCGCCACCCGUGCCAGCAAGGGUAAACCUGUCAGGGCCAAGAAGGGCAAAGGUGCCAAAUCUAAACCUGAGCCUCCGGAGGAGACUGAUCCUAGAAAACUAGAGCUGCUUAACUGGGUUAAUUCUCUGGAGCAGGCCAUGAUGGACGCACUCGUGCUUGACAGAGUGGAUUUUGUGAAGCUCCUUAUUGAAAAUGGCGUCAACAUCCACCAUUUCCUGACGAUCCCGCGACUGGAAGAGCUCUAUAACACAAAAUUAGGGCCGACCAACACACUGCAUUUUGUGGUCAGAGAUGUAAAAAAGGGAAACCUACCACCAGAUUACCAGAUCACUCUGAUUGACAUUGGCCUGGUUCUGGAGUACCUCAUGGGAGGAGCAUAUCGGUGUCACUAUACUAGGAAAAGUUUCCGCACACUCUAUAAUAACCUCUAUGGACUGAAAAGACCCAAAGCUUUGAAACUACUGGGUAUGGAGGAUGAUGACCCAAGACCUAAAGGCAAAAAGAAGAUGAAGAAAAAGAAAGAGGAAGAAAUCGACAUUGACGUUGAUGACCCAGAGGUCAGUCGAUUCCAGUACCCGUUCCAUGAGCUGAUGGUGUGGGCUGUUCUCAUGAAGCGCCAAAAGAUGGCGCUCUUUCUCUGGCAGAGGGGAGAAGAGGCCAUGGCCAAAGCUCUGGUGGCGUGUAAACUCUAUAAAGCGAUGGCGCACGAAUCUUCACGGAGUGAACUAGUGGACGACAUCUCGCAGGAUCUGGACAAUAAUUCAAAGGAAUUUGGUCAGUUAGCAUACGAGCUGCUAGAUCAGUCGUACAAGCAUGAUGAACAGGUGGCCAUGAAGCUGUUGACGUAUGAACUGAAGAACUGGAGUAACUCCACCUGUCUGAAACUGGCUGUAGCUGCCAAACACAGAGACUUUAUAGCCCAUACCUGCAGCCAAAUGCUGCUCACCGACAUGUGGAUGGGCUGUCUACGGGUGGGGAAGAGUAAUGGACUCAAGGUAAUCGUUGGAAUCAUCUUUCCUCCAGCCAUUCUUCUCCUAGACUUCCGAACCGGAGAUGAUCUGUCUUACCAAAACUCCAAAGACAAAGAAGAGCUUAAAGACAAAGAGGAUGAUAACAAAUCUGGCAAGGAUGGCACCGUGAGCAUGGAUGGAACAUCUAAGAAAGGUGAUGAGGAAGAUAGCAAAAAGAAACAGAAACGAGUGCCUGUUGGGAAGAAGAUUUACUAUUUCUAUAACGCUCCAUUUACAAAGUUCUGGUUCAAUACGACUGCUUACCUGGUAUACCUGAUGCUGUAUAAUUACAUCAUCCUGGUGAAAAUGGAGAGAUGGCCAUCACUGCAGGAAUGGAUUGUCAUCUCCUACAUUAUCACACUUGGAUUGGAGAAAGUUAGACAGAUCCUGAUGUCAGAGCCAGGAAAGCUGAAACAGAAGAUAAACGUUUGGCUUGAAGAGUACUGGAAUAUCACCGACCUGGCUGCCAUCACCACGUUCCUCAUGGGACUGUUACUGCGAUUGCAGAAUGAGCCUUACAUGGGAUACGGACGUGUCAUCUACUGUGUAGACAUCAUCUUCUGGUACAUUCGUGUCCUCGAUAUCUUUGGAGUUAACAAGUAUUUGGGACCAUAUGUCAUGAUGAUUGGUAAAAUGAUGAUUGACAUGCUGUACUUUGUGGUGAUCAUGCUGGUGGUUCUCAUGAGUUUCGGCGUGGCACGUCAGGCCAUCCUGCACCCGGACGAGGAGCCGACGUGGCGCCUGGCGAGGAAUAUCUUCUACAUGCCCUACUGGAUGAUCUAUGGCGAAGUGUUUGCUGACUCGAUAGACCUCUAUGCGAUGGAGAUUAAUCCACCCUGUGGUGAAAACAUGUAUGAUGAAGAUGGGAAGAAGCUCCCUCCAUGUAUACCAGGGGCCUGGCUCACACCUGCCAUCAUGGCUUGUUACUUAUUGGUAGCCAACAUCCUACUAGUCAACCUGCUCAUUGCUGUAUUCAAUAACACGUUCUUUGAAGUGAAAUCUAUCUCCAACCAAGUGUGGAAGUUCCAGCGCUACCAGCUCAUCAUGACUUUUCACGACAGGCCCGUGCUUCCUCCUCCCCUCAUCAUCUUCAGCCACAUAUACAUUGUGUUGAAGCGACUGUGCUGCCGCUGCAGGAAGAAACAGGAAGGGGAGCUGGAUGAGAGAGACCGCGGGCUGAAGUUGACUCUGAGUCCAGAGGAACUGAAAAGUCUGUAUGAGUUUGAGGAACAGUGUGUGGAGGAGUACUUCAGAGAGAAGGAGGACGAGGCGCAGUCUUCCAACGAUGAGCGAAUCCGAAUCACUUCCCAGAGGGUCGAGAACAUGUCCAUGCGCCUAGAGGAGGUGAAUGAACGAGAGCACUCCAUGAAAGCCUCUCUGCAGACAGUAGACCUGCGCUUGGCUCAGCUAGAGGAGUUCUCCGGCCGCAUGAUGCAUGCGAUGGAGCGGCUGGCUGGCAUUGACCGCUGCGAGCUGGUUCACGCUCGAUCCGGGAGCUCUAUGGCCGUGGACCAAUCCGGCCUGCUUCGCCGCAGUAGCAUCAACAGCGCAGACGGCUACAGUUUGUACCGCUGGCACCUGGAUGCCGAGGACCGCGGUGAGGAGAUGUCAGGAGACAGGAAGGGCCAUGCAGAGAGACGCGGCAGCAUUGGCAGCAGCGACUUCCUACUAAACCCUCAACAAGCUUCAUGCUACGGACCCACGCUGGACGUAGUGCCCCUCCGGCAAAGGACACGCUCCAGCUCCAGUGUGGACAUCCUCAUCUCUCCUUGCGAGUCACAAGACAGAGACCAGACCUCUCAAUCCCCAAAACUCACCUCUGGUCAGCACACUAAAGACACUCAAGCUCAGCUAGAAGCUGGAAUAGAUGUAGCAGUUUCACAUCCUCUGGAAAGGGCGAAAUCCUUGAGUCUGUACCCAACUGAAGCUCAGAGUAACUCCCUUUCGUAUGAGAACAGAUCCCAAAGUGGUACUUUGUACGUUUCGAUGCCACAGUCGAGGUUGCGUGAUCCAGGGAAUACUUGGGCUUCGGAGCCCCAUGGCCUGCAGGAUCAAGCAAGCAGAUCACCAACACUAGGUCGCUGGCCACCACGCUUCGAUGACAAAGUUCAUCCCUCCCCAUUCAGCCUUUCACCCAAAACAGGCCCAAGAGAGGCCCAAGAUGAAGAAGGUUCUUCUAAGGAGAGCAAGAGGACAAUAAUGCAACAAGGGGAAAGUGAGGAGAAGAAAGAUGGGGAUCAGUCAGAGGUCAAUAGCGAAAGCACCAAAACGGGAGGAGAAGAGAAGCGAGAGGAGCUGAUGGACUCGGAUCACUUGUAUGUAGCGGAGGACAGGAUGUACCCCUCGCUUAGAUCUAAGAGUCUGAACACUAACCCACGAAAGGUGAAGGCCAGAGGGAACAUCCUGGAUAAACCUCGAGCUGCCAGUAGUGUGAAAGACCUGGCAGGGGCUUUUGAAGUCAACACCAAUGACUAUAAACCCUCCAGAGAGAGGACGAGCACGCAGACAUGAGCAGUCACGCUGGGAUUUUAUCUGCUGUUGCAAGAUCAUCGCAGUAGUGCUAGCUAAAAAAAGCUGAUUUUCAUCGUUUUCCAGUGUGGAACACACUUCUAACUAACACUAGUUAUGCUUGUGCAUUGACAUCUUAGCUAGCAGGCCUAUUUUCACACAUGUAUAAUUAUGAGGUACACUGCCAUUGAAAAUUUUUGGAUUAGUAAGACUUGUAAUGUUUUUAAAGAAGUUUCUUAUGCUCAUCAAGGCUGCAUUUAUUUGAUCAAAAAUACAGAAAAAAACAGUGUUGCGAAAUGUUAUUACAAUAUAAAAUAAUGGUUUCUAUUUUAAUAUACACUACCAUUCAAAAGUUUGGGGUCAGUACAUUUUUAUUGUUUCUUUUUUUUUUAUUUAUUUUUUUUAUUUUUUAAGAAAUUAAUACUUUUAUUCACCAAGGAUGUAGUAAGUUAAUAAUUAAAAGUUUAUUAAAAGUUAAUAAUAAAUAAUUGACAUUGUUAUAAAAUAUUUAUAUUUUGAAUAAACACUGUACUUUUUAAACUUGUUAUUCAUGAAAGAAUCCUGAAAAAAAAAAAAUCACAGGUUCCAAAAAAUAUUUAGCAGCACAACUGUUGAUAUUAUCCAACAUUGAUCAUUCUAAUAAUAAAUCCGCAUAUUAGAAUGAUUUCUGAAGGAUCAUGUGACACUUAAGACUGGAGUAACAGCUGAUAAAAAUUCAGCUUUUCAUCACAGGAAUAAAUUCUAUUUUAAAGUAUGUUAAAAUAAAAAACAUUAUUUUAUAUUGUAAAAACAUUUUGCAAUAUUACUGUUUUUUUUUCUAUAUUUUUAAUCAAAUAAAUGCAGCCUUGAUGACCAUAAGAGACUUCUUUAAAGACUAUUACAAGUCUUACUGACCCCAAACUUUUGAACGGUAGUGUACUUCAAAGUACAAUUUAUUCUUGUGAUGCAAUGCUGAAUUUUCAUUAUUUUCAAUUUUUCAGUCUUAAGCAUCACAUGAUCCUUCAGGAAACAUUCUAAUUGACUUAUUAUUAGAAUUAUCUAUGUUGGCAACAAUUGUGCUGCCAAGUAAUUUUUGAACCUGUGAUACUUUUUUUCAGGAUUCGUUGAUGAAUAAAAAGAACAGCAUUUAUUCAAAAUAUAAAUCUUUAUCUAUAAGUCUAUCACUUUUUAUUAAUUUAACACAUCCUUGCUGAAUAAAAGUAUUAAUUUCUUUCAAAAAUAAAAAAAAUGUACUGACCCCAAACUUUUGAAAGGUAGUGCAUAUUGUUAGAAAAAAACUUCUAUUUUAAAUAAAUGCUGUUCUUUUUAACUUUUGAUUCAUCAAAUAACCCUGAAAAAAAGAAUCAGGUUCCAAAAAAAUAUUAGGCAGCACUGAUAAUUAAUCAGCAUAUUAGAAUGAUUUCUGAAGGAUCAUGUGAAACUGGAUACUGGAGUAAUGAUACUGCAAAUUCAACUUUGAUCACAGGAAUAAAUGAGAUUAUGUAUAUUAAAAUAGAAAAAUUAUAUUUCUAUUAUAUUCAAUAUUAUAUUUUUUUCUGGAUUUUUGAUCAAAUAAACAGCCUUGAUUAGCAUUCAGACUUUUCUUAAAAAAUAAAUCUUACUGAUCCCAAACUUUUGAACGGCAUUGUACGUAAUUUUAAUAAUAAAACCUGGUAUGCAAAAAGGGAAAUCGGGGUCUACCUCUGUGUUGUAGAUAUCAACUAUCCCGUUUUUUCAAAAUAAAGGGAAAUUUAACUUCA